CUUGCUUGCUUGCUUUCUCCGACUUUUUAUAUUUUUUGUGCCUUAGAUUCAGCCAUGGCUUGAGAAUUUCCUCUGAUAAAUUAAUGCCUGUCCUUCUUGAUACGCGCCUGUGCGGGCGUGUGGCGCUCUUUUGCUUUCUUCUCAUACUCUUUCUCCUUCGCCGUCCGUCAUACUUCUUAUCCGCUCGCUUGCCCGUCCGUGAUUCGUACGCCGCUCUACUCUUGGCCGUCCUUCUCAUCAAUAAUUCAACGCAUUGCCUGUAUCUAGAUUCUCUCUUUGUUUCUUUGACUUGAGUGACUUGUUUAAACAUGCUCUAAAGGUUAAAUAUGAUUGCUGUCAUUAUACCAAGUCUAUUUAUCAAUAUUAAGCA
Meira miltonrushii is the source of this 370-nucleotide messenger RNA. RefSeq lists its product as uncharacterized. The transcript has a single exon. The coding region runs from base 84 to 293 and encodes 69 amino acids. NCBI's taxonomy places the organism in Eukaryota, Fungi, Basidiomycota, Exobasidiomycetes, Exobasidiales, Brachybasidiaceae. The record is from RefSeq and is a predicted model, not a curated record.